This is a messenger RNA of Vicia villosa (hairy vetch), 725 nucleotides long. RefSeq lists its product as uncharacterized. NCBI's taxonomy places the organism in Eukaryota, Viridiplantae, Streptophyta, Magnoliopsida, Fabales, Fabaceae. Gene Ontology annotation, biological process: positive regulation of DNA-templated transcription. Gene Ontology annotation, cellular component: nucleus. The record is from RefSeq and is a predicted model, not a curated record. The transcript has 6 exons. Bases 1 to 669 code for a protein of 222 amino acids. Gene Ontology annotation, molecular function: transcription coactivator activity; chromatin DNA binding.
AUGGUUUCAGUCAAUGCUUUAUUAUUGAAAAGCUUCGAUCAAGUGCCUCCUUCAGCCAUUCUGAUGGAUCUCGAUUGUAUUUUGGUUUCCACCGAUUUGUCUCCGCCCUCGCUCUUCGCUUCACUUCUCCAUGAUUUUCCUCGCUUUCUCAAGGACAUUAAAAAGGAGAAUGGUACUUUGGAUUCUGAAAAGCAGCACCGUCUGGUGUCAUUGGUGGCUGCAAUUUGUCACCUCCUGAAGAAAACAGGAUUAGAUUUUACUUUCGAUAUGCCUUUGCUAUAUAUCAAUGGUGAAAAAUUUAACCAACCAAUAUUUCAUUGCAAUAAUAUUUCUGGACUUGUUAAACCCGUAGUCACAACUGAUCAACAUAGAGAUCUUUACUCCACACACUCCUUUAAGAUCAUAUUCAAAGAGGGAGGCUGUGGAACAUUCAUUCCUCUUUUCUUCAAUUUGAUUGCUGCAGUGAGACAGUAUAAUCAACGUGUUAGUGCGCCUACAGAAUCUCGUGUCGAUCCUCUGCGAGUAUCUCAGGCUCCUAUCGAUGAGAUGAUGAGACAUGCGUAUGUUGAUCCUAACGAUCCAACAAGAAUAUUUCUGCAGCAACCAAAUACCGAUUCUCAACUUAGGCGUCAAACAUAUCACCCACAAACUGACAGAGGUCAUGUUUGAGCAGGAAAUUGCGCUAUCCUCACAUUAAUGCAGUAUAUGUUUAUAUGGAGUAUGGA